Messenger RNA from Nanorana parkeri, 2235 nucleotides. Its product is annotated as calpain-2 catalytic subunit-like. NCBI's taxonomy places the organism in Eukaryota, Metazoa, Chordata, Amphibia, Anura, Dicroglossidae. The transcript has 22 exons. The record is from RefSeq and is a predicted model, not a curated record. Gene Ontology annotation, cellular component: cytoplasm. Gene Ontology annotation, biological process: proteolysis. The coding region runs from base 1 to 2235 and encodes 744 amino acids. Gene Ontology annotation, molecular function: calcium-dependent cysteine-type endopeptidase activity; calcium ion binding.
AUGGCCUCAACAGGGAUCACUGUACGUCUGGUGAAAGAUGGCAGCUCCUCCAAGGCAAAUAUUACCCCUUACUUGGAUCAAGACUACAACCAGCUACUUCAGAAGUGUCUGCAGGAAAAGCGCCUGUUCGAGGAUCCUUAUUUUACGGCAGAGCCUAAAUCACUGGGGUACAACAAGUUAGGACCGUGGUCUCCAGACACCAGAGAGAUUCAAUGGAAGAGACCUCAGGAGAUCUGUCAUUCUCUUCAGUUUAUCUGUGAGAAUAUGAAGUGGACGGAUAUUUGUCAGGGAGACCUGGGUAACUGUUGGUUUCUGGCUGCUGCAGCAUCCUUGACUGUUUACCCUCGUCUCUUGGAGAAAGUAGUUCCUCCCCAGCAGAGCUUUCAGAAGGAAUAUGCAGGAAUAUUCCAUUUUCAGUUCUGGCAGUAUGGUAAUUGGGUUGAUGUUGUGAUUGAUGACCGUCUCCCUACCAAGAAUGGCGAGCUGGUAUUCGUCAAGUCAGAGCAGAAAAGUGAGUUCUGGCCCGCUCUGCUAGAGAAGGCUUAUGCCAAAUUGAAUGGGUCCUAUGAGGCACUGGAUGGAGGGUGGGUGAAUGAAGCCUUUGUAGAUUUCACAGGAGGAGUGGAUGAGAGUAUGGACCUCAAGAUUCCCCCUGCAAACCUUUUUCACAUAAUCCAGAGUGCUGUGGAGAAGAGGUCACUCAUGGGAACUUCCAUUAAUAUUCAGAAUUCGAAUGAGACUGAAAUGACGACCCCAGAAGGACUGGUGAAAGGUCAUGCAUACUCCAUUAUUGGGGUCUCAGAGGUGGAGCACAAUGGUCGCAGGAUCCCUCUGAUCAAACUACGAAAUCCAUGGGGGGCAGUGGAGUGGAAUGGGCGCUGGAGCGACAACUCCCCGAUGUGGACUCUGCUGGACAAUGCGCUGAAGGAUAAACUUCAUGUGAAACGUGAAGAUGGUGAAUUCUGGAUGCAAAUGGAUGACUUUAUGCGCUAUUUUGACACUCUGGAAAUCUGCAGCCUGACACCAGACUCAGCCUAUAGUGAUAACGCCAAGCCAUGGAAUGACAGCUCUUUUAAUGGCAAAUGGGUGAGAGGGCACAAUGCGGGUGGAUGCCGAAAUAACAGAGGUACAUUCUGGACUAACCCCCAGUUCCUAGUGACUCUAGAGAGCGAUGCUGAGAAGCACCCAUGCACAAUCCUAGCUUCUCUUAUGCAGAAGGACAGGCGGAAGGGGCGAGCUGUUGGGAGAGACUUUCUGGCUAUCGGUUUUGAGAUCUACCAGGUGGCAAAAGAGUUUGGACAGAUGACACAGGUGUCACAGAGAGUGAAAACUGUCUCCAGUCUUAUUCCCAUGGUUAUCACACCAUACAUAGCCAAGCGAGAUAUCACCGGCCGCUAUGAUGUUCCCCCUGGGCAGUACCUGAUCAUUCCCACCACUUUUAUGCCUCAUGAAGAGUCUUCCUUCAACCUGAGAGUCUUCACCGAGAAAAAUAACACAUUCAAGGAGGUUGAUUGUGAGAUCAGAGCAGAGGGGAAGGUGUUUCAGGAGAGCGAGCUUCGGAUGACAUUGGAAGAAUUCACAAGACAUUUCAAGCGCCUUUCUGGACAGGACGAGGAGAUCAGUCCCGAGGAGUUACAGAGCAUCCUGGUCCAAACCACAUCAAAACACACGCACCUGAAGACAGAUGGUUUCUCCAUGGAGACCUGCGAGCUUCUUGUAAAAAUCGCAGAUCACGGGAGAAGUGGAACACUGCUGCUUAAUGAAUUUAAGUAUCUCUGGAGCAAGAUUAAAGAAUGGGAGCGUUUAUUCACAGAACAUGAUCGAGACCGAUCUGGGACAAUGGAUGUACAGGAGCUGCGGUUGGUCCUGGAAUCGGCUGGAUUCCAUCUGGACAACAAACUGGUGGAGAUGCUGUGUCUGAAAUAUGGAGAUGAUCUCAGAAGAGUGGAUUUUGACAGCUUCCUGUCCUGCAUGGCACACCUCCUGGGGAUAUUUGGGGUAUGCUAUCGUAUGGACCAAAACAAAGAUGGUGUCGUCAGCCUUGGUGAACAGCAGAAGCUUAAUUGCCUGGGUGUCCUGAUUCAAUGUCCUUACUACAUUCUGAGCCCAACCCUGGAAGAAGUAUAUGUCAACUUUCCAAUCAGCAUGCAGGUUCUGGCUGGAUACAGAGUUCUUGCUGUAGUGGACUACAAGACUAUCCUACAAAAGCUCUACCACCAACUCAUUCAGCUGUGA